AGCUUCGACCUUUCCAACAUGGCAGCAGGGCCGUGCCAAGUGCUCACUUCCGCCCGUGCGGGGAACCCCGGAGCGGAUAUAGCGGCCCCGGUUUCCGCUCUAGCUCCUUUUCGGCCCCGGCUGCCUCCACGCGAACAUGCCUCUGGCGAAAGACCUGCUGCAUCCCUCCCCCGAGGAGGAGAAGCGGAAACACAAGAAGAAGCGUCUGGUCCAGAGUCCGAACUCCUAUUUCAUGGACGUGAAGUGUCCAGGUUGCUAUAAAAUCACCACUGUAUUCAGCCAUGCUCAGACUGUAGUUCUGUGUGUUGGCUGCUCAACUGUGCUGUGCCAGCCCACCGGAGGAAAGGCAAGGCUUACAGAAGGAUGCUCCUUCAGACGAAAGCAGCACUAAACUGAAGUGUCUGAGAUGGGUGGGACUACCUGCGCAGUUGGCUGCACAGACAAAUACAGAUGGUUCAAGAGCAUGGGAUUCAGCCACAGAGCUACAUUAAGUGUCCUGAUGUGAACAGAAGGCUUUAAACACGUCUCUGGAACGUGAGGGGAGAACAUGACUUUCAUACUGUCCCUGUAGCCUCACCUAUCUGACUGUCAAUAAAUUUUGGAUAAAAUACA
Molecule: messenger RNA, 612 nt
Organism: Caretta caretta (loggerhead turtle)
Lineage: Eukaryota; Metazoa; Chordata; Testudines; Cheloniidae
Gene: RPS27
Product: ribosomal protein S27
Biological process (GO): translation
Cellular component (GO): ribosome
Molecular function (GO): structural constituent of ribosome
Source: RefSeq, a predicted model, not a curated record